Aspergillus eucalypticola CBS 122712 is the source of this 1655-nucleotide messenger RNA. RefSeq names its product putative Zn-dependent hydrolase/oxidoreductase family protein. The coding region runs from base 113 to 1396 and encodes 427 amino acids. Lineage: Eukaryota; Fungi; Ascomycota; Eurotiomycetes; Eurotiales; Aspergillaceae. Gene Ontology annotation, cellular component: cytoplasm; membrane-bounded organelle. Gene Ontology annotation, molecular function: N-acylphosphatidylethanolamine-specific phospholipase D activity. Gene Ontology annotation, biological process: N-acylphosphatidylethanolamine metabolic process; N-acylethanolamine metabolic process. The record is from RefSeq and is a predicted model, not a curated record. The transcript has 4 exons.
GUUAUCGUAUUUUCUGAGAUCUACGGGCGGGAGUACCCAUUUAUUCUCAUUGUUAAGGCAGCCGCCACCAAGCUUCGUAUAAAACCUUCCCCGCCCUCGAUUCUUGAAGAUAAUGCGAGCAUUCCUGCGAGGCGUCUUUUGUUUCCGACAGGGCAGCACUUCUGGACCUAGAUUGUCAUCCCCACAGAGACGCAACAUGAGCAAAGCUACUUCCGCAGCUUCAACGUCGGCAGCCCUCUAUUCCCUAGCCGUUGUGCUCUCCCCAGCGUCUGAGGGACCUGAGGAUGUUAAGGAGAAAGCUCACCAUCUCAAAAAUGGCUUUCAAAACCCCUGGGACUCAUGGCAAUCUCCGACAGUUGGUAACGCUCUUCGCAUGUGGGGGGGAAUCAUAACGGGGAAAAUCAAGUUCCCGGACGUCACGCCUCCUACAGUGCCUGUUCAGCAGCCCAAGUUUCUGCCUGAUCGGGAAACAUCUGGUCUGCGGGCGACAUGGCUUGGCCAUGCUUGCUACUACGUCGAAUUUCCCAAUGGCCUACGAGUUCUGUUCGACCCGGUAUUUGAGGACCGUUGCUCUCCGGUCUCCUUCAUGGGCCCAAAGCGCUACACUGAGAUGCCAUGCCGCAUCGAGGACAUCCCAAUUAUCGAUGCGGUUGUAAUCUCCCACAACCAUUACGAUCAUCUCUCUCAUCCGACCGUCAUGGAAAUAUCACGACGCCAUCCCAAUUGUCAUUUCUUUGCACCCCUUGGCAAUAAGGCGUGGUUCAGCAGCAUUGGGAUAGACAAAAUGACUGAGCUCAAUUGGUGGGACGAGCGAGACAUUGUUCUUUCACCCUCGCAUGAAUCAGUCACCGAGGCCGGUGCCGGUGAGGGCCAGAGUUCAAACCAGUCUAACAUCACAGCUCGCAUCAGCUGCUUGCCUUCGCAGCAUACAAGCAAUCGGGGUGUGUUUGAUCGAUCAAAGACCCUGUGGGCGUCGUGGGGCAUUGAAGCUGGAGGUCGGAAGCUGUGGUUUGCAGGAGACACAGGAUAUCGGAAUGUGCCAAUGCUUCCUGCCGGUACCGAUGAUCAUGCUCCGGAGUACGAUUUCCCCUCAUGUCCCGCAUUUAAACAAAUUGGUCAAUUCCGGGGGCCUUUUGACCUCGGAUUGAUCCCGAUUGGCGCCUACUCACCCAGAUGGUUUAUGAGCCCUAUGCAUGCGGACCCUGAUGAUGCAGUGCAAAUUUUCCGGGAUACCAAAUGCAAAAGAGCCAUGGCUAUUCAUUGGGGAACUUGGGUCUUGACAGAUGAAGAUGUCCUUGAGCCACCAAAGAAACUGAAGGAGGCGCUCACCAAGUAUGGCUAUCCAGAGGUCGGGGCAUUUGACGUUUGUGACAUCGGCGAAAGUCGGGAAUUCUAAUGGUCAUGUGCGCCUGGGAAAGUUUGGGGUACUUAUUCUACUUACUUUAAUAUUGCUGUACGAUAGCUGCAUGUUGAUCAUUGUGCGUGCACCCGGAUAGACGCUCACAACUCUAUAAUCCAUACAUAUCUUUCUUCCCCUCACCGUCUUUUUUUUAUACAUGUGAUGAGUCUCUAGAUCAACCCUCCGAAAUAGUCAAUGCUCCUAUCGAGUGCAAGGCCUCAAAAAGAGGCUCUGACCCAUGUGAUGGCACGGGCCU